Lactuca saligna is the source of this 1747-nucleotide messenger RNA. The record is from the annotation of a GenBank genome assembly. Lineage: Eukaryota; Viridiplantae; Streptophyta; Magnoliopsida; Asterales; Asteraceae.
CAAUUAAUAAAAAUUUUGAGCUCUGAAAAUUGUUUUUUGUUAACAUUUUUUUUCAUAGAAACCACAAUGAAACAAGAGUCACAUUCUCCUCGUCAAACUUGUAACGUCUUUAACAAGUUCACAAGUCUAGUAUUGCUAGCUGUGUUUCUUCUGUUAGUUGUGGUAUUGCUUGGUGUAUUUCUUCUGGUAGUUUCUUCUACAAAGGUUGUUCCCUCAGAGGAAACGGAAUCCGGGUUCAUGGUUAAAACAUUACCCGGUUUUCUUGGUGAUCUUCCUAUCACUCUCGAAACUGGUUACAUUGGGGUAGGAGAAUCUGAAGAUGUGCAAUUAUUUUACUAUUUCAUUGAGUCCGAAGGAGACCCAGAAAAGGACCCUCUCAUGCUUAUGUUGUCAGGAGGGCCUGGUUGUUCGGGUCUUGCUAAGGUUUUAGCUGAAACGGGACCAUUCACUUUCAACUAUGCAGAAUCCUCUUCGGAGAAGCCAAUCCUGGAGAUAAAUCCUUACAGUUGGACAAAGGUUGGAAGCAUAAUAUCUCUUGAUCAACCUGCGGGUACUGGAUUCUCCUAUGCAGAAACUGCCAAUGCUUACACAACAAACGACACAUUAUCAGCAAUUCAGGUUUACCAGUUUUUGAGGAAGUGGCUUGUGGAUCAUCCAAAUUUUAUUAAGAACCCAUUAUAUGUUUGUGGUGAUUCUUAUGCUGGCUUAGUGGUUCCGAUGAUUGUUCAAGAAAUAUAUAAUGGUAAUGAAGUUGGAGAAGGGCCGCAUAUGAACAUCAAUGGAUAUGUAAUUGGUAAUGCUGUAACAGACACAAAUGAUGAAUACAAUUCGCGAAUUCCAUUUGCUCAUCGCUUAGCACUCUUAUCUGAUGAAAUCUACGUGUCUGCUAAAGAGAAUUGCUUUGGAGAAUACUUGAAUGUAGAUCCUAACAAUAGUCUCUGUAUAAAUGAUCUUCAAGUGGUAGAUAAGUGCCUUGAAAGAAUUAAAAUGGAGCACGUUUUAGAGCCGAACUGUGACACUUCAAUCGCCGUAAAAGGGUGUCCUGAUAACAAAUCAAAGUACUUAAGUGCAUGGGCUAAUAGGAAAGAUGUGCAAAAGGCUCUUCACAUCCGUGAGGAGACUAAAGACGCCCAGUGGGUGCCAUGCAAUGAGAGCUUGAAAUUUUAUUAUGACAAAGAACCCAUAUCUUACACCCACAAUGUCUUGAGUAAUGUUGCCUAUCAUCGACACCUUGCUAGUAAAAACUGUCGAGCUCUUGUAUAUAGUGGAGAUCAUGACAUGGUUGUUCCCUAUUUGAGUACAUUAAACUGGAUUAAAUCGCUCAAUUUGUUAGUCGUGAAUGCUUGGAGGCCCUGGUUUGUUGACGAACAAGUAGCCGGAUACACCAAGAAGUAUUUGUACCACGAUUACAACUUGACAUUUGCUACUGUAAAGGGAGGAGCUCACACAGUGCCAGAUAAUAAACCUAAAGAAAGUUUAAGCAUGCUUAUGAAGUGGCUUGUUGAUGAUGCUUUGUGAGUAACAGUUGUAGGGUUUGAUGUUUGUUUCUUAUCUUGUACGCAUCCUUUUGCAUUUCUUAUACUUUCUUUAACUCAGGUUCAGUGGAUAUUGUAACUUGUUCAUUUGAUUGUUUGUCAUACAAUCAUUCUUCAAUAACUGUUGAACACACUUGCAAAAUUUUGUGAUAUAUAUAGUCUACAGUAGUCCUGCUUAUAAGACAUCACUUUCAGCAUAGGUGAAGGAUUUG